Molecule: messenger RNA, 393 nt
Organism: Seminavis robusta
Lineage: Eukaryota; Bacillariophyta; Bacillariophyceae; Naviculales; Naviculaceae
Source: the annotation of a GenBank genome assembly
AUGAUGAUGCUGCGAUCUACUACUACUAUUGCUGCAGUUCUAUGGCUCUGUGUGUCGGUGGAUGCCUUUUUGGGUCCUCAACAACGGCAACAACAACACCCGUCCAGUGUGCUGCAGUCAGUUCCGGAAACCACGGAAGACCCCUGCUGGCAAGACUUGUACGAUGAGGACUGUGCCAUGAGCAGUGUCUAUUCGGCUUCCUUUGUGGCUGGAAAGUGGAUCAAAUCCAUGCCUUGUGCAAAAGGAUUGGAUGAGGACUGUGACAUGGGUGACUUGGAUGUCCCCGAAAUGCGUCCCGAAGCCGGAGUAGACAAUGUGGAUGUCAUGGGCUUUUUGGGUCUCAAAAAGGCAGAGCCCGUACAAAAAUCAGACGAGGAUGAAGUGGCUCCUUAA